AUGGCGAAUAGCAGCAACGACUCCCUACGUCGCGUGGAGGCUUUCAUAGCACAGCUAGCUGCCUUCAAGCGAGCGGCGCCAGUCCCAACAACCAGUUAUCACAUCGCCAUCCACUUCAACUGA
Messenger RNA from Phytophthora nicotianae INRA-310, 123 nucleotides. RefSeq lists its product as hypothetical. The transcript has a single exon. The record is from RefSeq and is a predicted model, not a curated record. Lineage: Eukaryota; Oomycota; Peronosporomycetes; Peronosporales; Peronosporaceae. Bases 1 to 123 code for a protein of 40 amino acids.